Molecule: messenger RNA, 942 nt
Organism: Pseudophryne corroboree (corroboree frog)
Lineage: Eukaryota; Metazoa; Chordata; Amphibia; Anura; Myobatrachidae
Product: olfactory receptor 6X1-like
Exons: 1
Coding region: 1-942 (313 amino acids)
Biological process (GO): G protein-coupled receptor signaling pathway
Cellular component (GO): membrane
Molecular function (GO): G protein-coupled receptor activity; olfactory receptor activity
Source: RefSeq, a predicted model, not a curated record
AUGUAUAAAACAAACAAGAGUUCUGUGGCACAGUUCCUCCUGCUGGGGUUGCAUGAAGUAGAAGGCUUCCAGAUUCCACUCUCCUUGGUUCUUAUGAUAACAUAUGUGGCAACCAUAACUGGAAAUGGUUUGAUCAUUGUAUUGAUAUCAAGGAGGCACCAGUUAUAUUCCCCCAUGUACUACUUCCUGGGUCAUCUCUCCGCUUGUGAUAUUCUUAUAAGCACAAAUGUCACUCCUAACACAUUACAGGUUGUCCUAGCAGGUCGGUGUCUCAUAUGUGCCAUGUGCUGUAUCACUCAGUUAUAUUUCUUUGGUGCUUCUGCCAUUAUAGAAAGUUGUCUGCUUACUGUGAUGUCCUAUGACCAGUACUUGGCUAUUUGUGACCCACUGCACUAUGCCUCCAUCAUGAACAACAGGCUUCCUCAGUACAUGAUGGCUAUGUCUUGGUUGGUGGGUUUUAUUAUUGCUCUGAUAACUCAUUGUAUUUUAAUGGAGAUUAACUUCUGUGGUCCAAACAUCAUCGAUCAUUUCUUGUGUGAUCUUCCUCCUCUCUUGGAACUCUCAUGUUCAGAUACAUCGACUAUACAAAAUGCAGUCUCUGCAGUGGCCAUAAUAGGCCUUUUCCAACUAAGUUUUGUCAUAGUAACAUACAUUUGCAUCUUCAUCUCUAUUAUCCGGAUAUCUUCCUCUACUGGUAGGCAGAAGGCAUUCUCAACUUGCAGCUCCCACUUGAGUGUGGUCUGUAUGUAUUAUGGGACUUUAAUAUCCAUAAAUAUAACUCCAUCAAGAGGUUACUCACUGAAUCUGAAGAAAUUUUUAUCUCUUCUAAACACUGUAUUGACUCCGCUGUUCAAUCCCUUGAUCUAUUCUCUAAGGAACAAUGACAUCAAGAAAGCCAUUGGCAGUAUGAGAUCAUCGAGAAUCAUUCUUAGAAUCCAUUGA